AUGGCCGAGCCCAACAAUACACCCUGGCCCCCAGCAACACCACAAUCUCAAUCCCCUCUCUCCGCGUCGCCUGUCCUCCGCCCCCAUCCUGGCGGUCAAGUAGAACCCAAAACGGCAGCAUCGCAAGCAUCAGCAGCAACGAAAAACGGCACGCAUAAGCUCCGCGUCCUACACAUCGGCGACCCGAUCAAGUACAACCCGGAAACCUACGCCGCCUUUUCCGCGCAAUGCGACAUCAUCCGCCCCUCGACGCCCGAACGACAGCGCCCCGCAUUCGCUGCCGCAUUACGGGACGGCAAGUGGGGCGACUUUUCCGCCAUCUUCCGGCCGUUCUGGGGCACGGGCGGCGAGAUGGGUACGUGGGACGCCGAGCUGAUUCCGCUGCUGCCGGCGAGCUGUCGGGUUUUUGCGAGUGCCGGUGCCGGGUUCGAUUGGGCUGACACGCAACUUCUCGGUGAACGAGGCAUCAUCUAUUGCAACUCAGGCCUCGCCGCCGCCGAAGCAGUAGCAGACUUUGCCGUCGCUCUUGUCGUCUCAACCUUCCGCCAUCUCCCCUGGUGCACGGCAUCCGCCCCAGACCCGUCCGCCUUCCAAGACUGCCACGCUCGCGCCACGGCCGCCUCGCACACCCUUCGCGGCCACGUCCUCGGCCUCGUGGGCAUGGGUAACAUCGGCCAGCAGAUCGCGCAGCGUCUCGGCGUCGGUUUUGGUAUGAAAGUACACUACUUUGACGUCGUCCGCAAAGACCCAAUCACCGUGGAAGCCAAGUUUGGCGCGACGUUUCACGAGACCAUGGAGAGCUUGAUGCGCGUCUCGGAUUGUGUUGUGCUGUGCACACCUGCUGGUGGUAAGGUUAUCACUGCUGAGUCAUUGGCUUGGAUCAAGCCUGGGUCGAGGUUUGUGAAUAUCGCAAGGGGUAGCUUGGUUGACGAGGAGGCUUUGGCGGAUGCGUUGGAGUCUGGGCAGAUUGGGACUGUUGCGUUGGAUGUGCAUGCUGAUGAGCCGAGGCCGCAUCCGCGGUUGCUCAAGAUGGCGGGGACGAAGGCCAUGUUGACAUGUCACAAUGCUGGAGGGACGGUUGAGACGCACAAGGGGUUCGAGGAGUUGAGUCGACAGACAGAGGAACUUCGUUGUACAUGCAGCACUAUCAGACUUGAUGACAGGCCAACGUACAACGCCCUGUCGUAUGUCUGGGGCAACCGUGAGGCAAAGGCUCAAGUAAUUGUGAACGGCGUUCAAGUUAACAUCAACAAGAGUCUGGCAGGAGCUUUGAGACGUAUCCGCCAUGAUCGAGAGCCAAUUGUUAUCUGGGCAGAUGCUCUUUGUAUCAACCAGAAUGACGAAGACGAGAAGAAGUAUCAGAUCGAUCUCAUGCAUCGCAUCUAUGGCGAGUGCGAGAAUUGUUUGGUCUGGAUGGGAGACAUAGUAGUGAAAGGGGAUAGCAGCGUCGCAGCGGAACUGGCUGCAAGAGCGGCCUUGAACGCUUUGCGCAUCAUCGCAGGGCAGCCGCACGACGAGGAUCUCGGUUGGCCUGGACACAUUACAAUCGAUGAUGGACUGCGAAUGGUGGCAGCGUAUCUGGAUAGUCAGGAAGUCUGUCUGCCUCCGAAAGCCACGGUUCUCUGGGGACCACUCGAGAUCAGCUUCCAAGCAAUCAUGGACGCAGCGAGCCACAUGGUGCAACCAGAUGAGCACCCGCGACGCAACAACAUUGUCGAUCUGUUCCAAGAGGGCACCGCCAUGUACCCAAGGCAUCAUACAAGUCCAUACACGAUACCCGUCUUCAGCAUUGCUCAAGCCAGACUCUGGAACCAGUCCAGAACCGACUCCCUGUAUAGACUAUGGCGAUUCCGAGACAGGAGGUCCACAUAUCCGAAAGACCAACUGUUUGGCAUCUGGGCGCUUCUCGACAAGACAUACUUGCCUGAUAUCAGGCCAACGGAUUACGUCCUCGAUAUUGUGGUCUUAUUCUCAAGACUCAUGGUCAGUUUACUGAGAUCUCGAGAUAAUCUCCAGCCUCUUAUUGGCUGGAGAGGGGAAAGAGAGACGGCCGGUCUGCCUACCUGGGUCCUGGAUUUGGCCCAGCCGGAGGACUCUAAUUGCACCAGCGAUUUCUGGACACAUGAUAUUGCCUGGAGGCAAUUUCAUGCCAGUAGUGGACUACCACGAUUCAAGCCACUAGUCAAGCAAGUAGAAGAUCUCACAUUGCUCACUUUGGACGGCAUUCGCGUUGACAAAGUGGCUACGAUCUUGAUGGACCUGAGGCACACGCGACAGUCCCUUUGGAGACAGGGAUUUGAAGACGCUAUCAAGGACCAAGCCGGUACAGACGAUAUCAUGUAUCAAUAUAACAACCUUAUCCAGGGCAAGUUUGGCGAGAAUCGUGAGCGCGUCACGGACGAGUCUUGGCACGGGGGUCCGUGGUGGGAGGACAGGAUGCUCUGUUACCAAGUUCUUUUCAUCACGCAGGAGAAUCGGCUUGGCCUUGGUUCGCCUAAUUUGAAGCCAGAAGACAAUGUUUGGAUUCUUUCGGGCGGGAACCAUCCCUUCUUACUCCGUCAAGUCUCAAAGAGAAGGGGUAAUGCGGACUUAUGGGAAUUCGUCGGGGAUUGCUUCGUUUACGGCAUCAUGUACGGAGAAGCCUCUUCUGGUGGAUUUCAGCUCUCGUCCGUAACCUUGUGUUGA
Colletotrichum costaricense is the source of this 2685-nucleotide messenger RNA. Its product is annotated as D-isomer specific 2-hydroxyacid dehydrogenase. The transcript has 4 exons. The record is from RefSeq and is a predicted model, not a curated record. The coding region runs from base 1 to 2685 and encodes 894 amino acids. Lineage: Eukaryota; Fungi; Ascomycota; Sordariomycetes; Glomerellales; Glomerellaceae. Gene Ontology annotation, molecular function: oxidoreductase activity, acting on the CH-OH group of donors, NAD or NADP as acceptor; NAD binding.